This is a messenger RNA of Papaver somniferum (opium poppy), 1014 nucleotides long. Its product is annotated as beta-amyrin 28-monooxygenase-like. NCBI's taxonomy places the organism in Eukaryota, Viridiplantae, Streptophyta, Magnoliopsida, Ranunculales, Papaveraceae. Gene Ontology annotation, biological process: sterol metabolic process. The record is from RefSeq and is a predicted model, not a curated record. Bases 1 to 1014 code for a protein of 337 amino acids. Gene Ontology annotation, molecular function: heme binding; iron ion binding; oxidoreductase activity, acting on paired donors, with incorporation or reduction of molecular oxygen. The transcript has 4 exons.
AUGGAUUCUUUGGCGAGGAAACAUUUUGAUGCUCAUUGGGACAACAACGAAGAAGUUAUUGUGUAUCCUUUAAUCAAGCUCUUCAAUUUUACCUUAGCUUGUCAAUUAUUCUUGAGUAUUGAGGAUGAUUCUCGUGUCAGUGAGUUACUCAAACCUCUUAAUAUGGUUGUUGAUGGACUCCUCAGCUUACCUAUUAAUUUACCGGGAGCGCCAUUAAAUCGUGGUAUCAAAGCUUCCAAAUUUACCCGAAAGGAAUUUGAAAAGAUGAUCAAGCAGAGAAUGGAUCAGAUGCAUGUUUUAAAAGAGGACGAGGAGAAGAAGAUGAAAGAAUGUUUGUCAUCAGACUCAUCACCAUCAUCCUUGUCUCCAGUACUGCAUCCACCUGCUCAAGACAUUUUGUCACAGAUGAUUCUAUUCAGAGAUAUAAAUGAUGAUCUUGUGGAUGCUGAAGCUACCAGUGCUCAUACUGAGCAACGAGAAAUUGCAAAGUCGAAAGCACCCGAAGAGUGGCUAAAUAUAUAUGACGUAUAUAAAAUGAUGUACUCAUGGAAUGUGGUUUCUGAAGUACUGAGACUCUCGCCACUGUUGCAGGGAGGUUACACUGAGGCACUGACAAACUUUAUCUAUGCAGGAUAUUUCAUUCCAAAAGGAAUGAAGUUGUUCCGGAGUGGAAUUUCAAGCCACAUGAAUCCAGAGAAUUUUCCAGAUCCUGAAAAGUUUGAUCCAUCACGAUUCCAAGGCAAUGGACCUGCUCCAUACACAUAUGUACCGUUUGGUGGAGGACCUGGAAUGUGUCCUGGAUUUGAGUGUGCUCGAGUGCAAAUUCUUAUUUUCCUGCACCACGUUGUAAGAAGCGUAGUAGUCAAUCCUAGAGGUUGUGCAAGAGCUAUCAUAGUUUGCGCGCUCGAAUCCCUACAAAUGAACCCUGCUCCCGCCAUACUUGGGUGGCCCCUAACUGAACCAUCAGUGUUUAUUUUAAUUCAAUCUGAUGCUGGGGUGGACCAACAAACAUGA